UUCUCAAAGAAACACCACCAUGUCUAAGAGAAGUCUUUCUUUGUUGUUCGACCGCCCCCAAGAGCCAGUGUUUAUGGUGAAGGGCAAAGAAAAUGCUGUCUUCCAAGUACCCGAAGAAUACCUGGCUGACAAGUACAAGCCAAUUGGUACUCAAAUCGUCAACCGUUUUGGUGAAGAUGCUGGUGAGAGAAUUAGCAUCAAGAAGAUCUCACUUCCACCCCUUGGAGACAUUUUGGAGCUGGGCAGAAACGAGAACUUCUCCCUGUUCAUCCCUAAGCACCGUGCUAUUGCUGGAAAACUGAUCGACAUCUUUUUGGCUAUGCGUAAUGUGGACGAGUUGCUGUCUUGUGCCGUGUACGCCAGGGACCGUGUCAACCCUUACCUUUUCAAUUACUGUCUCUCCGUUGCGUUAUUGCACAGACCGGACACUCAAGAUGUCGACGUCCCUUCGUUCCUUAGUUCUUUCCCUGACAAAUAUUUGGACAGUCAGGUAUUUGCCAAAGUGAGGGAACAAGCCACCAUUGUUCCUGUAGGCUCAAGGACUCCCAUUGAAAUCCCUAAAGAUUACACUGCUUCUGAUCUUGAGGAGGAACAUCGUCUUGCAUACUUCAGAGAAGAUCUGGGUAUUAACCUUCAUCACUGGCACUGGCAUUUGGUCUACCCAUUCGAAGCUGCACGUGUGGUAGUCGACAAAAACAGGAGAGGAGAGUUGUUCUACUACAUGCAUCAACAAAUUAUUGCCAGAUACAACUUUGAACGUCUUUGCAACAACCUUAAGAGGGUUGAACGUUACAUCGACUGGAAGAAACCUAUUAAGGAAGCUUACUUCCCAAAAAUGGACAGCUUGGUUGCCAGCAGGGCUUGGCCAGCACGUGUUGCUAACCAAGUUAUUAGAGACUUGAGGAGAGAAUCUGACCAAAUCGUAACUGAUGUAGAUGAUUUGAUUAGGUGGAGGGACAGGAUCUUUGAUGCCAUUAAUACUGGUGUCGUACGCAACGAACAAGGCCAAGAAAUCCAACUGACUGAGAACGAAGGAAUUGACAUCCUGGGUAACAUGGUCGAAUCCAGUAUUUUGUCUCCCAACAGAGGAUUCUAUGGUGACAUGCACAAUAUGGGACACGUUUUCAUCUCCUACAUUCACGAUCCGGACCACCGUCAUUUGGAAACGUUCGGUGUUAUGGGAGAUUCUGCAACAGCCAUGAGAGAUCCAAUCUUCUACCGUUGGCACGCAUACAUCGAUUACCUCUUCCAACAAUUCAAGAACACACUACCAACUUACACUACUGACCAAUUGGACUACUCUGGAGUAACAGUCGAAGCAGUGGAACUUCAAAGCGAAGGAGGUGGAAGUAACCAAAUCAACACCUUCUGGCAACAAUCGGACGUUGAUCUCUCGAGAGGAAUGGACUUCCAACCUAGAGGCUCAGUGUUUGUCAGAUUCACCCAUCUCCAGCACAGGAACUUUACCUACAACAUCCGAGUAAACAAUAGUGGCGGCAACAGGCAGGGAACAUGCAGAAUCUUCAUCGCUCCUAAAUAUGAUGAGAGGGGCAACCCAUGGCAAUUCCGCGACCAAAAACUCAUGUUCAUUGAAUUGGACAAAUUCACAGUCAACUUGAAACAAGGAAGAAACACCAUUACCCGUUCUUCGACUCAGUCGUCGGUUACCAUUCCAUUCGAGCGUACUUUCCGUAACUUGGACAACAACAGGCCUACAGGUGGUGACGCUCUUGCCCAGUUCAACUUCUGCGGUUGUGGAUGGCCAGCACAUAUGUUGAUACCAAAGGGCAAACCUGAAGGUUUCCCUUGUGAACUCUUUGUGAUGAUUUCUGACAUUGCCGGCGACAGGGUCAACCAAGACGAAUCUGGUGUCUGCAAUGAUGCUGGAAGUUACUGCGGUAUUAAGGACAAGUUGUACCCUGACCGUCGUUCCAUGGGUUAUCCAUUCGACCGCCUGCCAAGACAAGGAGUUGAUACUCUUCAGCAGUUCCUUACUGGAAACAUGAGGGUUCAAGAUGUGUCUAUCAAAUUUGAGAACCGCACCUUCAAACCAAGAGUAACUGGAGUAAACUAAAUAUGUAAUGAAUAUGAUUGUUAUGAAAUUUGUGUAUUGACUAACUGCAAAUAAUAAAAGAAUUAAGUCUA
Molecule: messenger RNA, 2145 nt
Organism: Aethina tumida (small hive beetle)
Lineage: Eukaryota; Metazoa; Arthropoda; Insecta; Coleoptera; Nitidulidae
Product: phenoloxidase 1-like
Exons: 7
Coding region: 20-2074 (684 amino acids)
Molecular function (GO): oxidoreductase activity
Source: RefSeq, a predicted model, not a curated record